Zootermopsis nevadensis is the source of this 3738-nucleotide messenger RNA. Its product is annotated as activator of 90 kDa heat shock protein ATPase homolog 1. Gene Ontology annotation, molecular function: ATPase activator activity; protein-folding chaperone binding. Gene Ontology annotation, cellular component: cytosol. The record is from RefSeq and is a predicted model, not a curated record. Gene Ontology annotation, biological process: protein folding; positive regulation of ATP-dependent activity. Lineage: Eukaryota; Metazoa; Arthropoda; Insecta; Blattodea; Termopsidae.
UCACUUCCGUUUUCCAGAAUAUGUUAGAAUUGUCCCUAACUUCAUUCCAAUGAGAAUCUAGAAGUUUCGAAGGAAGUUAAUUUCAGUCGUUACUUCUGUGAAGCUCGUAAGGUAGUUCUGUUUGUUGACGUGAAAGCAGUUUGUAGCCUGCAGAUUGAUGUCUCGUUGAAGGUAUCAUGGCAAUUUUCAGGCUCUAAAGCAGCGUUGAAGGUGGAGACAGCAUGUUCCUUCGAGAUGCUGGUGUACACCAGAAGACAACAUGGAGUAACAACACAAAUGGACAGUCUAAACUGGCGUUGCUAUUGGAAUAUAAAUGAUACAUAAAAAGAAGUGGCUGCAGAUCUAUUUAUAAUUUGGGGUAUAUAUAUAUAUAUAUAUAUCAACUAGUAUAAAAAUGGCAAAGUGGGGAGAAGGCGAUCCUCGUUGGAUUGUAGAAGAGCGGCCUGAUGCUACAAAUGUUAACAAUUGGCACUGGACUGAAAAAAAUGCGUGUAGCUGGUCUGUGGAGAAGCUGAAGGAACUUCUGGUGAAUUUACGAAUUGAAAAUGAUAUUGCAAAGUGUAAGAUUACAGAGGUGAAGAAAUGUGAUGGAGAAGCAAUAGCAAACAACCGUAAAGGAAAAUUGAUAUUUUUCUAUGAGUGGGAUGUUGUGCUUGAGUGGACAGGCACAUUAAAAGGUGGGGAAAAUGAAGUUGAAGGCUCGAUAAAUAUCCCCAACCUUAGUGAGGAAAAUAGUAUCUCAGAAAUUGAAGUGAGCGUUAGUGUCAAGAACUCAAAUCCUGAGGCUGAUAAACUGAAGGAAUUUUUGACUAAAGAUGGAAAAAAUGUAAUUAGAGAACAGUUGAAUAAAUAUAUAGUUGCUCUUAAAGAAGAAUUUUCAAAAGGUAUGAUUCUUCCAAAGAAACAUGAGGAUGAUUCAAGUAAGAGCGAUACUGUCACUAAUUUAUCAGCAGGCUUUCAUAAACAGGUACAUGUGAACCACACUGAAAGGAAUCAGGUCAGAGGUUGUAAUAUAAGCACCACAAACCUGGAGUUUAUUGAAAAGUUCCAGUGUACUGGGGAGGAGUUCUAUAAUGCAGUGACAGUGACUGAGAUGGUGCAAGCGUUUACACAUGGUCCAGUGAAACUAGAAGCGAAGAAGGAUGGGAAGUUUGAACUCUUUGGUGGAAAUGUGUGUGGAGUCUUUGUAGAACUGAUUCCCAACAAGAAGAUUGUUCAAAGAUGGAGAUUUAAGAGGUGGCCUACUGAACAUUAUUCAAUUGUAACCUUUAACAUAGAACAAAAAGAAGACCAUACGGAGGUGACGGUUGUGCAGACAGGUGUUCCGCAAAGUGAAGCUGAUUCAACAAGAGAAAAUUGGGAUCGGUACUACUGGGAAGCAAUGAAGAGGACAUUUGGUUUUGGCUCAUUCUUCGUGUGAUGUCAGUUGAGGAGUUAUUAUCCCCAAUUUGUUUUUUUCUUCCUGAGUAAAGGAACUUAAUAUGGUAUUUAUUAUGGCCCAUGAAAACAAUUGAAAAUGUUUUUGCAACUUUCAUAUCAUGCUGUGUUAUCAGGUAGGUGGUUAAGCAUUAUGUAGCAGUGAUUGUUGCAGUGGAUGGAUUGUUUACUAACAGGCUGAUGCUCUGUGUCUGCUUUCUUAGACUCUUCAGUACAGUUUGUUACAAAAUUGUUAUACAGAGCAUUGACAGAGGUCUAUUUUGUAACAAAGUUUGUAAUUCUAUAAUUGCAUAUAAUUUUAAAUUGAUAGUUGAUCUGUUGGUAAAACUGAAAUGUAAAAAGAUUUGAUUUUCUUGAGUUUUUAUGCUAAUUAUAUUGUUACUUAAAGAAUAGCAUUUCACAGUAUGAUAAGUGACAGUAGAAAAGUUGCAUCACCUUGAGUAUGUUUGUGUAUAUAAUGCGUUUGUGCGUGUAACCAACCAAGUUAUAUUUAAAGGUUCCAGUACCCACUCAUUUAUUCAUUAGGGUGUGGGACCUACUGCCUCUCAUUUUCAUUCUUGACACAACUAGGUUGUAGUUAUAUUAGUUACUGAAUAAUAUGGAUUGCACUGAACAUAAUGAAUUUUAAACAAAAGUAAUGCCUGCCUUUUUCUUUACUGAAUGCUUCUUCAGAUACUGCUAACACACACUACUAGGGAAGUUACUGUUGACGUCAAAAUAUAAUGCCUUACGAUAAUUCUGUACUUCUAAACUUGUAACAUCAUUCUCUUGAAAUAUGGGCAGAUUUAUGUGUUGCAAAGAUAGUGUUUCAGCUCACUGAUCAUGAUUCUACAAGGUGAGGUGUGUUUGGAUGUGGAAUGUCAUGUAAUUUUUUUCCAAUUUGGAGCAUACAUUUUUUAUGUAAUAGGUAAGGGUAGAGACUCAGCUCUUACAGAAUUACGCCUGUAAGCAUGGUACAGGAAUAGACAAGUUUCCCAGAUCCUUUAUUUCUCUGCCACGUAGGUGUAAAUUUUUGUAUGGUAAUGUGGCAUACUGUCCUUAUACUCAGUAUGGUUCUGAAAGGUCUGGUUGCAGAAUAUUCAAGCACUGUUUGAAGUUACAUUUGUUUCUGAUGUGAGAAUGUUCUGUCUUGUAGUAGAUUAUGCAGUUGCUGGUAUUGGCCUCAGAUAUUGUUCCUCCAUCACCUUGUUUUUCUCAGUUUUUUUAUUGUGUUCUAUCUUUUGCUGUCAUCACACUUUUAAGUGUUCUGAGUUUUUCAUCUGCUGGUAUUGUAAAUUAUUUCAGGCCUUUAAUUGACAGUAGCUGUCGAAUGUCUUAAUUUAACACUUUUUGGCAAUUAAUGCAAUUGGUGUUCAGUGUCAAUCAUGUUAUUUCUUGGGAAUAUAAGAUACAUAAAAGUUCCAUGUGUUGGUGUGUUUGAUUUAUGAAGUUGUGCAUAUUUGGGAUGUAAAUGUUACAAAGUGAAACCAUGUCUUCAGUGAAGAUUCAGUGUAAAUAUUUAUAGUGUUGUGCUGGGUCCAGAUGUUUCAUUUCUUGCACAUUCAUUGUCAUGUUAAUGUAGGUACAAAUCUCCAGGACUGGCCAUUUUAUGUGAUUGUUCACAUAAAAGCUUUGAAAAUAGUGAUUUUCAUUGUCCUUCAGAUACAGAUACAGGAUCAUGAAUUAACUUGAAAUUAGUGAGUGAAGAAUUCAGUGAUUGGACUGCUCUGGACAUAGCACCUAGACAAGCUCUGUCUAGCAUACCCUCCAUUUCCAGUAUAAUGGUUAAUCCCAUAAUAUAAUGAUUCAAAACUGGUGAUUUAAUUAAGCUGUGACAAGUUUUGAUGACCAAAAUUUUUUGUGUAGUCAUUCUUGUGAAUUGUAUGAUAUAUAAUAUUCAGCUGUGUCCUCAGUAAUGUGAAAAUGUGAUUUUAUAACAUACUUUUAUUUUGCAUUAGUAUAUUUACAUAAUACAACUCAAUUUGAUGUUCAGUCAUUUUGAGUUAAAUUUUCAUAUCCUGUAUCCCCUGGAGAAUAAUUAAAAGGCUUGAAUGGUAAAAUUCUCAAUAUAAUUUUUCAUAUGAACCUUCGUAUAACAAAAACUUCUUGAUUAGAGAAAUAUGUGUCCUUGGCAAGGUAUAGGGCAGAAGAGUUGAUUACUACUCCUGUCAUAUCAUGCUGACCUAUAAAUGUAGAAGUUUGCUUUACAGUUUCACUGUCUAGAAAACUUACUGUGUCAGUAUUAAACUCCAUACAACCAACUGUUGUAAUUCAAAGUCCAGAAUAUUUGAUUCUUUUGAAAUACACUAUAUAGAUUUUAUA